UCAGAGUGCACGUCAUUUCUGUAAGCUGCAGUCGUAUUAUUUACUGUUCUGGACUCGUGGGCCUAUGUGGCGUCAAUGACAACGAGAUCUCGCGCGACUUCAGCUCGAAUGCGAACCCAAUGCGUUCGUUCGAAGCUUCAUUUGGUCGAGUGGCUAGGACUCCACUUCCCUCUUUGCUCCAGACUUGAAUUUGACGGGAUCCUUCCCACCGGACACAUCUUGAACUUUUCUCAUCCUCUUGCCUCACAAAACACUUGACACUCGCAAGCAUCUCCGCCUUGUGACAGCAUGUCUCAGAGGUCGCAGAUGGACGGCGCUCAACAAGGCUUCGCCGUGGGUCGGGGGCUCCUUGCCGCUGCAGAGACUUUAAACUUCGGCAUGAAUCAGCUGGUGGGCGGGGCUUCAGGGGCGGGCGGUGUCAUGGAGGGCCAGGAGGGCAGCUCCCGUAUGUCCCGUGGUGGUGUCGGCGGCAAUCUUGGCAGCACCAUGAAGCUUUUUGCCAGCUUGGGGCUGUCGCCCUCGGAUCUGGAUGCUCUGGCUCAGAUUCCCGAGGAGGACAUCAGUGUGGAGACUCUUCCGCAAAUCAUCAUGCAGCUCAAGAACCGUAAGGGGGACAUGGGGCGGGGGGCAGCAUCCUCCAUGUCCUCAGAUAAGUCCUACAGAAGUGGUGGUUGGGACAAUGAGGGCAGGAUGGGCGGGACGUCUUUGGGUCAGGGUUCUGGCCCAUCAGAUUUUGGCUUCACUUCGCCACAGGAGGUCUCCCUCAGCCGCGGGCUCGGCCUGAAUUAUGGAGGCGGGAACAGAGGGAGGUACCCUUCUGAGCCUUCACGUCACGACUCCUACGGCAGCCUGCAGGGGGCGUCUCUGUCCGAGCCUGGCUUUUUGCAGAGGAGGAAGGGCUCCCCGUCAGAAGGAAAAGUCCAAGACUUCUUGGGAGUCCUGCCCCCCAUGUUUCCCCACGUGUGCUCACUUUGCGACUUUGAUGUGCAUUCCACUAUGGAGUGGAACCAACACACAAAUGGCUUGCGACAUGCGGAGAACAGACGAGUGCUGCUCAACAUGUAUCCGGAGUGGGACCCCAGUGUGUCUUCAGGCAGAAGCCUCAUGGAGUCCACCAAUAUGUCUGCUGGGCUGCUUGGACCACCCCCCUCUGGGCCUGAGCCGGCAGCAGGGAUGAUGUCCAAUUGGGGUUCAGGUCUGGGUCCCGGCAUGUCAGGGAAGAACCUGUCAGGACAAAACAUGAUGAGGAGCAGAGUGGUGGUGGUGAAAUACGACAGGAAGCCCCUCAGCAACAAGACUUUGUUCGCCUUCACCGAACCUUUCGGGCGUCUGCGGGAGCACCUGAUCCUGAAGAACAAGGCCUUCUUGGAGAUGGAGCGUCACGAGGAAGCGCAGGACAUGGUCAACUACUACCAGCUCAAGCCGGCUAUGCUCUAUGGGAAGCCUGUCACCUUCUACCUAUCCAGACGACUGAUGGCUAUUGAGAAAGACCAGCGCUCGUCAGACAGGGCUGGCGACAGGCUGUCCUGGGAGGGCAAAGGACGAGGCAGUAAGGUUGUGUACUUCUCUGACCUGCCCAGAGAAGAAGACCAGAAGGAGGAGCUGCUGACCAUCGCCGCUCGCUUUGGCGUGGUGGAGAAGCAUCUCUUUUUCACCAACCAGGCGUUUGUCCAGUUGGGAACGUCGGAAGAUGCGGAGAUGAUGGUUAAGUACUACAAUGUCAACCCCCUCACCAUCAAAGGGCGAGACAUCCGCAUCAACAUCUGCACCAAGUACAAGACCCUCAACAUCAAUCGUAGACAAGAAGCUGCGGGGAACAGUCGUAGGGGCGGAGCCAACAGCACCCACUCGGCACCCAGAAACACCUCUUCAUCGCCUUCCAGGAGCAGAGACGAUGAGCACAGAGCCAAGUCUUCUUCGGAGGAUGAGGAGGACAAAGAAGGGGAAGAAGUGUCAGGAGUGGUGGAGGGGGAUGAGAAUACAAGUGAGGCAGGUGCAGAGGGGGUGGAGCCGGAGGAAACCGAAGAGGGCGUUCAGGAGAAGGUUCCUGAUGAUGAAGACGGUGUCACGAGUGAGACUCCUGCCGAUGUGAGUGGUGCUACCGUCCAGCCUGAGCAGGGGGAGGAGUCAGAGGAGCAGAAAGCAGAAGCAGGAAGUGCUGAAGAACAUGAGCCUGAGCAGCAGGACCAGAACUUCCUGGAGAACAUGGAGGAGUUUGUGACGCUGGAUGAACUCGCUGAUGAGGAGGAGGAGCUGGCUGAAAAUGAAGGACAGCAGUCUGAUGGCAUAGACACGUCCAGGAGAGGGGGGCUAAGGGUGGUCAACAUCCUGGGAUUCAGACGGGGAUACAACUUCUUGGAUGAGUUGCUGGGACUGGCCAAACCUUUUGGGAAGUUGGUUAGGCACCUGGUCCUGGACCGAAGACCUGAGGCGUUCCUUCAGUUUGCCAAAGAAGAUGAAGCGCGGGCAAUGGUGAAGUUUUACAACAGGAACGUUUCCGCGUCAGUAUGCGGGCGCCCGGUGCGGGUCAACCUUUCCAUGACCUACCCGACCAUACAGUACGGCGUCAGCAGGGUGGUGUACGUGGGUCAGCUGCCCAAUAGCAAAUACUCCGACGAGGACGUCUUCAAACUGGCAGAGCCCUUUGGCAAAGUCAGAAAGUACUUCCUGAACCGCAUCAAGAGAGAGUGUUUCCUGGAGAUGGAGAGGGCAGAGGACGCGUAUGAAAUGGCCGAAGCUUACAAAGCCAACCAACCGAAGUUGAAUGGUAGACGACUGCUUGUCUAUGUGAGCAGGAAGUACACGCAGCUCAAGUAUGGACAUCAGUGUCUCAGCGCUGCCAAGAGGGAGACGAGUAGCUCGCCUCCGAAAUCAGCCAAACGUCCCAAAGAGGGACCUCCUGCCAAGAAAAUCAAGAAAGACAAACCCAAGGAGGAAGGGAAGCAAUUUAAACCUCAAGAAGAUGAGGCAGUCAAGGAGGAAGAGGCGCAAAAGGAACCUCAAGAGGAGGUGGCGGACAAGGGGGAAGAGCAGCAAAAGAAACCUCAAGAGGAGGAGGAGGAGCAGCAGCACAUGAAUCCUCAAGAGGAAGGAGCAGUCAAGGAGGACGAGGAGAACAUGAUACCUCAAGAGGAGGCGGUGGCGGUCAAGGAGAAAGAGGAGCACAUGAAACUUCAGGAUGAGAAAGCGGUCAUAGAGGAUGAAGAGCAAAUUAAACUUCAGGCAGAACAAGAGGAAAUUAAACCUCGGGUUGAAGAGGAGGUGCCGAGCCUGAAUCAAAAGACAGAAAUGGACACCACAGAGAAGAUUCCACGUGUCCUGGAUCAGAACCAGCAACCGACAGAGGAGGAGGUCGCCAUGGAGACAUCAGCCGAUGAGGACAAACGGAGCGUCGCUUCUCUACCGCUGCCGCCAUUUAACCCCAACAAACCAAUUGGGCUGGAACACGUUAAGAUGGGAUAUUACUGCCGCGUCUGCCUCCUGUUUUACUCAAACGAGGACAUGGCCAAGAAAAAGCACUGCAGCAGCCAGACGCAUUACGACAAGCUACAGAAACAUCUGGAAAAGGAGAAAAGCAAGGCGGAGAAGAAGCGAGCAAAGAAGACUGAUGCGUGACCUCAUUUUUUUCAACCGAAGAGUUUUGUGUUGAUUUUUUUUGUUUUUUAAUAAUUUUUGUUUAGACGCCGACCUUUGACAUUUGUGUUGCCCAUUAAAGGAGAAGGACUCUGCUUCCACAAAAUAGCGACAUACAUUGUUGUCCCCCUAGCAGUCAUGUGAUCCUGUCGCACUUCCUGUAGGUGAAAUAUCUAGAAGUUUGAAAAAGUUUCAGGAUGUGUUCAGCCAAAAAGACUGGAAAGUCAGUAGGGUUCAGCAUUGGUGAUUCUGUUCAUCGUUGGAAUGUUUUAAGAGAAUAAAUGUUUUACACUCUGAAACUCGUCACAAAGCUUUAUUGUGAAAGGUUUCAUUAAAGUGUGACAUGAAACGUAAAAAGUU
Dunckerocampus dactyliophorus (ringed pipefish) is the source of this 3993-nucleotide messenger RNA. It is a transcript of the gene matr3l1.2, whose product is annotated as matrin 3-like 1.2. Gene Ontology annotation, cellular component: nucleus. Gene Ontology annotation, molecular function: RNA binding; zinc ion binding. Lineage: Eukaryota; Metazoa; Chordata; Actinopteri; Syngnathiformes; Syngnathidae. The record is from RefSeq and is a predicted model, not a curated record. Bases 289 to 3615 code for a protein of 1108 amino acids. The transcript has 22 exons.